UGGCAACCGCUGGCCUGGGGUGCCUGCAGUGCGGAUUGCGGAGGUGGAACCAGGACACGCGUGGUGCAAUGCAAGGAUUCCACGGGAAAGGUCGUCGCCAGCAGUAUGUGCUCCACUGCUACCAAGCCAGUCUCCUCCCAGAAGUGCAGCAUCCAGCCCUGCAUCACAUACUCCUGGCAACCGCUGGCCUGGGGCGCCUGCAGUGCAGCCUGCGGAGGUGGAACCAGGACACGCGUGGUGCAAUGCAAGGAUUCGACGGGAAAAAUAGUCGCUGACGCCUUCUGCUCUGGUACCAAGCCGCUGUCGUCCCAGAAGUGCAACAUCCAGGCCUGCGUCACAUACUUGUGGCAAACGCAGGACUGGGGCGCCUGCACCAAGAGCUGUGGAGGUGGCACCCAGACACGCGUAGUGCAAUGCAUGGAUUCCACUGGAAACAUCGUCGCUGAUGCCUUCUGCUCUGGUACCAAGCCGCUGUCGUCCCAGAAGUGCAACAUCCAGGCCUGCGUCACAUACUUGUGGCAAACGCAGGACUGGGGCGCCUGCACCAAGAGCUGUGGAGGUGGCACCCAGACACGCGUAGUGCAAUGCAUGGAUUCCACUGGAAACAUCGUCGCUGAUGCCUUCUGCUCUGGUACCAAGCCGCUGUCGUCCCAGAAGUGCAACAUCCAGGCCUGCGUCACAUACUUGUGGCAAACGCAGGACUGGGGCGCCUGCACCAAGAGCUGUGGAGGUGGCACCCAGACACGCGUAGUGCAAUGCAUGGAUUCCACUGGAAACAUCGUCGCUGAUGCCUUCUGCUCUGGUACCAAGCCGCUGUCGUCCCAGAUGUGCAACAGCCAGGCCUGCCUCACAUACUUGUGGCAAACGCAGGACUGGGGCGCCUGCACCAAGAGCUGUGGAGGUGGCACCCAGACACGCGUGGUGCAAUGCAUGGAUUCGACUGGAAAUAUCGUCGCUGACGCCUUCUGCUCUGGUACCAAGCCGCUGUCGUCCCAGAAGUGCAACAGCCAGGCCUGCGCCACAUACUCUUGGGAAACGCUGGACUGGGGCAAUUGCACUGAGAGCUGUGGAGAUGGCACUCAGAAACGCGUGGUGCAAUGCACGGAGUUGUCAGGAAAGAUUGUAGCCGACGCCUUCUGCACCGAUACCAAGCCCGCCUCGAUCCAGACGUGCAACUUGGGGGCUUGCCGUAGAUAGGGUUGUGUCCAUCUGAUAGUGCGGGAAUGGCGGCCACCCAUCCCUCUGUCCUGCUCUCUUAAUCACACCACC
Molecule: messenger RNA, 1269 nt
Organism: Chlorella variabilis
Lineage: Eukaryota; Viridiplantae; Chlorophyta; Trebouxiophyceae; Chlorellales; Chlorellaceae
Exons: 8
Coding region: 106-1197 (363 amino acids)
Source: RefSeq, a predicted model, not a curated record